UAUUAAUAUCGAUAUCGCCAUAUCGAUACGCAUCGCUAUUGCAUGCAGCCCGCAAUUGGGAAUUGAUUGUCAAGCCGUCCACAUUGAUACGCGGCAGCAGCAAUAACAAUAAUCAAACGGGAAUAGCACACACACACAGGCCAGAGAUAUACGCGUUCAAUUUUAGGCGAACGCCGCCCGCAGCCAAAAAGAAAAGAAUAAGAAAAACAAAAAAAAAAGAGAGACAACUUGACAAAAAUUAACAACAGCAGCCGCUAAAAAUAAUACGCAGUGGCAAAUUAAUUGCAAAUAUUUGGCUUUGCUUUUGUUUACACAGCGUGAGCAGCUUGAGGAGUGUAACUAGUGUGAGUAGAAAGCAUGGCAACUAAUGUGAGCGCCUCAGGCGAUGCUGCCUACAUAGCCAAGUCCUUGUUGAUGCCGAAUGGGAAGCCAAACGGUUUUGUGGGCAGCAGCAACGCUUUGGUAGAUGAGAACGGGGGAGAAGAGGCCACACAAUUGCAGGAUGGUCUCAGCUGCAGUGAACUAUUUCUGAACGGUGAGGGCCUCACCUACAAUGAUUUUCUUAUACUGCCCGGCUAUAUUGAUUUUGCGGCCGAGAACGUUGAUCUGAGCUCGCCAUUGACCAGAAAGAUCAUAUUGCGAGCACCUUUGGUUUCCUCGCCCAUGGACACUGUAACCGAAUCGGAGAUGGCCAUUGCCAUGGCGCUUUGUGGUGGUAUUGGAAUAAUCCAUCACAACUGCACGCCGGAAUAUCAAGCAUUGGAGGUGCACAAGGUUAAGAAAUACAAACAUGGCUUCAUGCGUGACCCAUCGGUCAUGUCGCCCACGAAUACCGUCGGCGAUGUGCUCGAGGCUCGUCGCAAGAACGGCUUCACCGGCUAUCCUGUAACAGAGAAUGGCAAGCUGGGCGGCCGCCUACUGGGAAUGGUCACGUCCCGUGAUAUUGAUUUUCGUGAGAAUCAACCGGACGUGCUGUUGGAGGACAUCAUGACCAGGGAUCUGAUCACAGCCCCUAAUGGCAUCACUCUCCCGACGGCAAAUGCCAUAUUAGAAAAGAGCAAGAAGGGUAAGCUGCCGAUUGUAAACGAGGCUGGCGAAUUGGUGGCGAUGAUUGCGCGCACGGAUCUGAAGAAGGCACGCUCCUAUCCCAAUGCCUCGAAGGAUAGCAACAAGCAGCUGCUGGUUGGCGCUGCCAUCGGCACCAGGCAUGAGGAUAAGACUCGUCUACAGCUGCUGGUCGCCAAUGGUGUCGAUGUCAUCAUAUUGGACUCAUCGCAGGGCAAUUCCAUUUAUCAGAUCGAAAUGAUUAAGUACAUCAAGGAGACAUAUCCCGAUUUGCAGGUCAUUGGCGGCAAUGUGGUGACACGCGCCCAGGCCAAAAAUCUUAUUGACGCCGGCGUCGACGGCCUUCGUGUGGGUAUGGGCUCCGGCUCCAUUUGCAUCACCCAGGAGGUGAUGGCCUGCGGCUGCCCGCAGGCGACUGCCGUCUAUCAGGUCUCCACCUAUGCCAAACAGUUUGGAGUGCCCGUCAUUGCUGACGGCGGCAUCCAGUCGAUUGGGCACAUCGUUAAGGCUUUGGCGCUCGGCGCCAGUGCUGUUAUGAUGGGCUCCCUCCUGGCUGGCACUUCGGAGGCGCCCGGCGAGUAUUUCUUUUCGGAUGGUGUCCGCUUGAAGAAAUAUCGUGGUAUGGGCUCCCUAGAGGCCAUGGAACGUGGCGAUGCCAAGGGCGCUGCCAUGUCCCGCUACUACCACAAUGAGAUGGACAAGAUGAAGGUGGCGCAAGGUGUUAGUGGCAGCAUCGUGGACAAGGGAUCGGUGCUCCGCUACUUACCCUAUCUGGAGUGUGGCUUGCAGCACAGCUGCCAGGACAUUGGCGCCAAUUCUGUACAGAAACUAAGGGAAAUGAUCUACAAUGGCCAGCUGCGUUUUAUGAAGCGCACCCAUUCCGCCCAGCUUGAGGGCAACGUGCACGGCCUUUUCAGCUAUGAGAAGCGUCUCUUCUAACAUACACCCUGCGCUGCGGCGCCUGGCGGUACAAGAUCGGAACAGCCGGGUAUACCACAGCAGCAACAACAACCGUAGCAGCAACAGCCAACCACCAGCGGACUUCGUACGACACUAUAAACGGAAAUUAUCUUGUAUAAGGUAUUAAGUAGUGGUUAGACAUUUUAUUCAAGUACUUUAUAGGAGGCAAAUUAUAGUGAACGGUUUUAUUUCGAUUGCCUAGCGAUUCCCAACUAUACUAUAUAUAUAGAGAGAGCAUUCGAAUAUCCCCAGAACCAAUAAACACUGUUAUAGGAUCAGAGCAAGCCUGUUUUUUAUUCUACAUUCGAAUGCAUAUGUAUAGCUGUUAAAAAUGAACAUAUAAUGUAUACGUUUAUAUCUAUUGAACUAAAGAGAAACGUUUAAACUUAAAUUUUAAGAUAUUAUCCCGCGCACACACACACACACGCACAUAUGUACUAAAGUAUGUGAAACUAUAUACAUACAAUAUAUAUGUAACAAUAAAAAUUGUAA
Molecule: messenger RNA, 2517 nt
Organism: Scaptodrosophila lebanonensis
Lineage: Eukaryota; Metazoa; Arthropoda; Insecta; Diptera; Drosophilidae
Gene: ras
Product: inosine-5'-monophosphate dehydrogenase
Exons: 6
Coding region: 358-2004 (548 amino acids)
Biological process (GO): GTP biosynthetic process
Cellular component (GO): cytoplasm
Molecular function (GO): IMP dehydrogenase activity
Source: RefSeq, a predicted model, not a curated record